AUGAAAGUCGACCGCCUUCGUUCUGUCUGGGGUAUUGCGCCGGGUCCCAACUUGGACAAUUGGGCGCAAUUGUUCCCGUAUCUGAAGAAGCAAGGUUAUGUCGGCGUAGAGGUAGACAUCCAUGGAAUCGUUCCGGAACGCGACUUUCCACGUCUACGGGAAAUUUGCGAUGAGACGGGCCUCGAGAUCGGCGCGAUGGUUCACUCAUCGUGGUUUAUGUAUGCUGGGCCUCGUCCAGUUGGCCUGAAGGCAGAUGACCACCUUCGAAACUAUAGCGAGCUGCUUCAAUUGGUCAAGCAGCUGCGACCGAUAACCAUUAACUUUCAGUCUGGAGAGGACGCUUGGGAUGUCGAGGAAUCCAUCAAAUUCUAUCAAGGGACGCUCCAAGUGGACAAGGAGCUUGGACUCACUGGUCGUGUUACUCACGAGACUCACCGCAACCGUUCGCUAUUCACGCCUUAUGCGACACGAAGGAUUCUAGAAGCCGUUCCCCAACUCCGAAUUACCGCCGACUUUUCUCACUGGAUGGUUGGACUAGAGAGACUUUUGGAUAUCGGUGAGGGCGAUCGUGCUAUGAUCGAUGCAGUUAUCCCACAUGUGUAUCACAUUCAUGCCAGGAUCGGAACGACACAAGCAUCUCAGUGCCCAGAGCCACUCAAUCCUGUCUUUGAAGAAGAGAGGCUAUGCAUGGAAAGGAUUUGGACAAAGAUUAUCCAGAGUCGGUUUAAGCAAGAUGGUCCCGAUAGCGUAAUUACUUUUGUUCCUGAAUAUGGACCGUUCCCUUAUCACCCUAUCGGAAGCUCUAAGACGCACGGGCAAGUAGCCGAUGAAGAAGGAGUGCGCUUGCAAGGAUUGUUCGAAGGCAUUGCAGAGGGCCUGGUGAAAGCUUGA
This is a messenger RNA of Penicillium cataractarum, 891 nucleotides long. Its product is annotated as sugar phosphate isomerase/epimerase family protein. The transcript has 7 exons. The coding region runs from base 1 to 891 and encodes 296 amino acids. Lineage: Eukaryota; Fungi; Ascomycota; Eurotiomycetes; Eurotiales; Aspergillaceae. The record is from RefSeq and is a predicted model, not a curated record.